AUAUAAGUGCAACAUCACAGCAGCUGCGCAUGUACAUCAAGAAGAGGGACACUGGUCCGGGGCAAUGGAAGUGAGAAGGAUGGCUACACAUUUGGUAUUCCUCGUCUCUCUAUUUGUAGCCGUUAAUUCAGCAAUUAUUUAUGCUGCAGAGAAUGUCUGCUCUGUUAUUUAUGAUGAUAAAGCAAAGGCCUUACACGUUGUCUCCGGAAAGCAAGAGCCUUACGUUGCCCAAGCUGUCUUUGUUGGUGAUUCUUUCAACAAAACAGGGUGGACAACAUUGAAACUGACUUCCAAUGAAACCUAUGCUGACAGUCUGCAAGCACGUGCUGCUGGCAUGGCUGAAGGUUUCAUCACUAGUGAACUCAUUUACAUGCACUAUAUGAACACUUUGGCUGAUUAUUGUACAAAUGAGAAAGACUUUUGCACAAAGUUGUCAAAAUUUGUAAGUGAUAAUAAGGAAUGGAUAAAUAACAAAAUCAAGGAUUCUCAAAGUACAGAGAAGAGCUACUGGCAUCAGGUAGAUUUAAUUUAUACCCAGAUACAAGGGUUGCAGGAAGGAUAUGCUGCUUCAAAACAACCAAAGAUAGACGAAAUGGGAUUCAUGUUAUUGCAGAUUUUUGGAGAUUUAGAAGACCUUGAAGUAGCUCUUGGCAAAAAACAAUUAAGACGAUCAACAGGAUCGGGACAUUGUUCUGCAAUCAUAAAACUUUUGCCAAAAAAUGCUGAUCUUAUGGUGUCUCAAGUAACCUGGAAUGACUAUAAUGCAAUGUUGCGAGUUUUCAAACUUUACAAGCUCGGCUUUCAUAAAACUGAUGGUCAACAACGAGGCCCACUGAUAAGUGGCAUCAAUGUUAGCUUCUCAUCAUACCCUGGCUUGCUUUACAGCGGAGAUGAUUUUCACAUAAUUAGCAGUGGCUUGGUAUCACAAGAGACAACUAUUGGGAACAUGAAUGCUGAUUUGUGGAAGUUUAUCACACCAAACUCUUUGCUGGAGUUUGCACGUACCAUAGUUGCAAACAGACUGGCAACCUCAGCUGAUCAAUGGUGCUACAUGUUUGAGAAGUACAACAGUGGAACGACUUUUAGCCUUUAUUUUCAGUACAUUUUUAAGUGUGAUUUGCGAGCCUAUUCCUUUUGGGUUAUUUCAGGUCAACAACGAGGCCCACUGAUAAGUGGCAUCAAUGUUAGCUUCUCAUCAUACCCUGGCUUGCUUUACAGCGGAGAUGAUUUUCACAUAAUUAGCAGUGGCUUGGUAUCACAAGAGACAACUAUUGGGAACAUGAAUGCUGAUUUGUGGAAGUUUAUCACACCAAACUCUUUGCUGGAGUUUGCACGUACCAUAGUUGCAAACAGACUGGCAACCUCAGCUGAUCAAUGGUGCUACAUGUUUGAGAAGUACAACAGUGGAACGUAUAACAACCAGUGGAUGGUCGUUGAUUACAAACUCUUCAAGCCUGAGUCACCAUUGCAACCAAACACUCUUUGGAUUCUUGAGCAAAUUCCUGGCACCAUACACAUGGGGGACAUGAGCAUGAAAUUGCAAUACCAGACGUAUUGGGCGAGUUUUAACGUACCGUACUUCCCGUACAUAUACAACCUGAGUGGUUUUGCAUCGGCCAAGGCCAAAAUGGGUUCAUUUUUUGACUAUGAUCUCACUCCAAGAUCCCAGAUUUUCAAACGUGACCAUUCAAAAAUAACUGAUAUGCAUUCACUGUUUACAGUUAUGAGGUACAACAAGUUUAAAACAGACCCGUUGUCAAAAUGUCAAGGCUGUAAUCCCCCAUACAGUGCAGAGAAUGCUAUAUCUGCAAGAUCAGAUCUCAACCCAGCUGAUGGCAAAUAUCCAAUCAGUGCCUUAGGACACAGAAGGCAUGGUGGCACUGACUGUAAGGCAACAAACUUUAAAUUGGCCAAUCAGUUAUCAGCCUGGAUUGUAGCAGGGCCAACACAUGAUGACCAACCUGUUUUUAAAUGGAGCACCAGUGGCUGGAAAACACCAAUGGGACAUCCUGAUGAAUUCAACUUCUCACAAUUUGUACAAUCAUGGGAAUGAUUGUGUGUUUGAAGGCAAAUAAAGUCAAUGAAAAAAUAAGAGUUUAAUCAGAUUUCAAUGAUUGGUGAGAGUGCUGCUAAAUCUCAAAUUGGAGUAAACCUGCCUAUGCCAGCAGGUAAACAUUUUCUGUGAUUCCAAAUGACACUAGCUUCAAGAUUGGUAACAUUUGGUAGAAAUAUUUUUUUGAAAAUUCAUUUGCUAUAGUUGUUCUCUCUGACAUGGCUUAACCAAUGAAUUUAGUUUGGAUAUAAUUGAUUGUUAUCAGUUUCAAUAUUUGGUUUAUUAAGAAGUUCAUACUUAAAAUGCAUACAUUGAUUCAAACAAAACAAUACCCUCAAAAGCAAUGAAGCUUUUGCCAAGCUCUUUAAAAUAGCUAAUAUGAGAUAGAAUGAAUUUAUGAUUGAAGUAGUUCUAUAAAGUUGAGUGGCACUCUUAUAUUCUUGUAGAUGGUAACCAACAGAGACUUACAUAAGAGUAAGUUUAAAGUAAAAUAAAUAGACAUUAUCACUAGACUUUCUGUUCAUAAAACCCUGGCACCACAGUUACAAAAUUUAAAUUUAAAAUCUUAUUGUUUACUACUUGAUGUCUCUUUAAGAGUCACUUUUUGAGAAAAGAGUAUUUUAUAUUCAGAUUUUCAUGUGUAUUAUCUGAAUAUAUAAAUCAAAUUAGAUUGCACUGUUGUAAAUGGGUAUCCAGUCAUGUAGACUUGAUUUUGCAUUUCCUUUUACUUGCAAAGCUGUGACUGGGUGCUUUAAUUUAAUCAUUUCUUUAUCUUAUGUAAAACAGUUUUUUGAGCCGGUCUUCAUGAAGUGAAUAUUACAAUGUGUGAGACUAAGACCUUUUUUGAUUGAUUUGUAGCAAGGCCUUUUAAUCAUAGAAAUUAAAAGGCAAGAAGCCUGAAAUAUGUGGCAGAAGUUUGACAUGCAAAUUAAAAUAUCAUCCAUUUUUAUACAUAAAAUUUUCUCAGUUAAUUAUCUUUUUUAUCAUGCCUGUGCACCUCCAUAUAAUUAGAUUUCAUUUUGAAAAAUGAGAAUCAUUAAAUUUUCUCAGUUAAUUAUCAUUUUUAUCAUGCCAGUGCACCUCCAUAGAAUUAGAUUUCUUUUGAAAAACGAGAAUCAUUAAAUUUUCUGAGUUAAUUAACUUGUUUAUCAUGCCUGUACACUUACAUAUAAUUAGAUUUCAUUUUGAAAAAUGAGAAUCAUUAAAUUUUCUCAGUUAACUAUCUUUUUAUCAUGCCUGUACACCUACAUAUAAUUAGAUUUCAUUUUGAAAAACGAGAAUCAUUAAAUUUUCUGAGUUAA
Molecule: messenger RNA, 3354 nt
Organism: Rhopilema esculentum
Lineage: Eukaryota; Metazoa; Cnidaria; Scyphozoa; Rhizostomeae; Rhizostomatidae
Source: RefSeq, a predicted model, not a curated record